Molecule: messenger RNA, 2214 nt
Organism: Corylus avellana
Lineage: Eukaryota; Viridiplantae; Streptophyta; Magnoliopsida; Fagales; Betulaceae
Product: U-box domain-containing protein 15-like
Biological process (GO): protein ubiquitination; cell surface receptor signaling pathway
Molecular function (GO): ubiquitin-protein transferase activity; protein binding
Source: RefSeq, a predicted model, not a curated record
ACCGCUCCACCAUAAUUGUUUUCUAGGGAAAAUCAGAGACCCUUUUGAGAGAUUCAAGUGGUGAGCUUAGUUGUACUAAUUAUUGGGUUUGGGUAGUGGAGAUUAUAGUAAUGGAGGGAAGAGAGAAGGUGGGGGGGAUUAACGUUUCGGUUUCAUCUAAAGGUGGAGAUGAAAGCAAUGUGGUUAGGGAAUUGAUGGGAGUGAUUGAGACCGUAGGAUCGUACGCGGGGUACCGGAAAACGCAGAGGAAGGAGUGUUUGAGUUUGGUCAGGAGGUUGAAGCUGCUGGUGCCUCUUUUGGAGGAGAUUCUGGAGCUUGGUACGCCGGUUUCCGGCGAGGCUUUGAAUUGUUUGGCCGAUUUGAUGAAAUCACUUCUUGCGGCAAAGAAGUUGCUCAAGCAUUGCAGCUAUGGAAGCAAGAUUUAUUUGGCAUUGGAAAGUGAGGCAGUCAUGAGUAGAUUCCACGCUGUUUAUGACAAAUUAAAUCAGGCUUUAGAUGGUAUGCCUUAUGAUGAGCUCGGGAUCUCUGUUGAAGUGAAAGAACAAGUUGAGCUCAUGAGGAUGCAACUUAAAAGAGCACAAAGAAGAGCAGAUACACAAGAUAUAGAGCUGGCAAUGGAUAUGAUGGUAGUAUUAUCUAGAAAAGAUAACAGGAAUGCAGACAGUGCUAUACUAGAAAGAGUGGCAAUCAAAUUGGAACUGCAUACUAUUACAGACCUGAAUGAGGAGACCCUGGCUGUUAGAAAACUAGUUAAAGAUCAAAUAGGUGGUGGGCGAAUUCCUGAGAACAUCCAGCAAAUGAUAGAUCUUUUGGGCAGAUUAAAACAAAUUGCAGGCAUCAAAGAGACAAUUGCACUUGAUGGCCCUAUUUCAUCUAAAAGCCUAAGGAGGUGUCAGUCUUCAUUCAUCCCUCAUGAAUUCCUCUGUCCAAUUACACUGGAGAUCAUGACAGAUCCAGUUAUUGUGGCAACUGGACAGACAUUUGAAAGAGAAAGCAUAAGCAAAUGGCUGGACUCUAAUCAUCAAACAUGCCCAAAGACUGGACAAACUUUGGAUCAUUUGUCACUAGCACCAAAUUUCGCCCUCAAGAACCUUAUUCGACAAUGGUGUCGGGAGAACAAUUUUGAACUGCCCAAGAAAGAUGCUUAUGUUGGCUCUGAUGCCUCUAAGACUCAACUCAUAAAGGAAAUCUCUCUCCUGAUCCAAAAUCUAUCCUCUUGCCAGCUUGAUGUGCAAAGAGAGGCCAUUGUGAAGAUACGUAUGCUCUCCAAAGAGAACCCAGAUAACAGAAUUUUGAUUGCAGAUAAUGGUGGAAUCUCUCCUUUGGUUGAGCUCCUGUCCCAUCAAAAUUCCAAGAUUCAAGAACACACUGUAACAGCACUUUUGAACUUGUCAAUCGAUGAGGCAAACAAACGAAUCAUAGCCAGAGAAGGAGCUAUUCCUGCUAUAAUCGAAAUCCUGCAUAAUGGAACAGAUGAGGCUAGAGAGAAUUCUGCUGCAACCUUGUUUAGCUUGUCCAUACUUGAUGAGAACAAAGAAUUGGUGGGCAUAUUGAAGGGAAUACCUCCCUUGGUGCAUCUUUUGCAGCAUGGAACACUCAGAGGUAAAAAGGACGCUGCUACUGCCUUAUUUAACCUCUCUUUAAACCAUGCUAACAGGUACAGAGCGAUUAAGGCAGGUGUUAUAGCCCCAUUACUUCAUUUGCUUGAAGAUAAGAACUUGGGCAUGACUGAUGAAGCCCUCUCAAUCUUGUUCCUCCUUGCAUCGCUUCCCGAGGGCCGGACCGAGAUCGGAAAGCUAUCUUUUAUUCAAACUCUUGUUGACAUUAUUAGAAAUGGUACCUCCAAGAACAAGGAAUGUGCUACAUCAGUUUUGCUACAGUUGGGGUUAAACAAUUCGUCUUUGGUUUUGGCUGCACUUCAGUAUGGUGUGUAUGAGCAUUUGGUAGAGAUUACAAGAAGUGGAACAAAUAGAGCACAAAGAAAAGCAAAUUCCCUUUUGAAUCACAUGAGCAAGUGUGAACAUAUUCCCUGAUAUUUCAACAAGUUGUUUUCUUUUUUCUUUUUGGUUCUUCUGGGUGAUGCCUAAUUAUGCUUAUGGGGAGCAUACAUCAAAUUUCAAGUUGUGUGCUUUCUUUUAUAAUAUUAUGCCUUGGCUUCAAAUUCAAACAUACUAAGAAUUGUACAGAGUUUAGAUUUGAUUAUGUUAUAAGAAG